Trichomonas vaginalis G3 is the source of this 720-nucleotide messenger RNA. RefSeq lists its product as uncharacterized. The annotation marks the transcript as partial. The transcript has a single exon. The record is from RefSeq and is a predicted model, not a curated record. NCBI's taxonomy places the organism in Eukaryota, Parabasalia, Trichomonadida, Trichomonadidae.
AACACACAACCAGACGCUACAUACAAUACUCAGUUCUGUGAAGUUCUGAACAAAGCAAUUGCUAGUUCAAUUGAACUUACUAAGACAAUUCCAAAUCCAAUUGAGCUUAGCGAUGUCUUAGUUCAGUAUUUUCCAACAUUUACUAAGCUUAUAAUGUUGAGAACUUUAUACCAAGUUCGUCAAAAUCUUCCUCGUUACAUGCAACGGUCAUUCGACAAGAGAAUUGCUGAAUUCCAAGUCUUUAGUUACGGAUAUGACGAAGAUGAAUACGUUGACGAGUUCGGAGACAACUGUACAAAAUGGUUUGAAUGUUAUACGACAACACAAUUUGAAUUCGACUUUCUCGAAUUCAACGCAGCAACCAUUCAUAUCAUUGCUCUUUACCUUUCCGAACAACAACAAGACCUCGCAGAUGGAGAUGUUGUUACUGUCGUCAUGGAAACUCCUGAACAAUUCGGAAAAAAGAAGUCUCUAAUUGCCAAAUUCGUUCCAGGACAUCAGCUUUUCCAACGCACAGAAGUCUUCUGUAUUCCUGGAACUAAGUUCUUUGUCAGGAGCGAACUCAAAGAAAGAUAUAAUGUGUCAUUCAAUUACACAUUAUAUAAUGUUUUCGACCCAGAAGAAGGCUUCUUCCCAGAAGCAAUGGAGGAAGAAGAAGAGGAGGAGGAAAUACAAAACUCUAUCCAAGAAGAGUCCUCCGAAUUCACACCAGAAGACUAA